CGUUUGUGCACUCCGCCCGCCUCCGCCCCAAUCCCCCAUCGAUCGACUUUAUCCGGUACUCCAGCCAACCCAAUCAUGGCGUGCCGGUCGGCCGUGUCCGCCCCCUCCGCCCUCGCGCCGGCACCGCACCGCCGCCUUGUGUCCACCCGCAGCAGAACCAGGGCUGGCGACGCACGCCCGCUCCGCUCCGGCUCCACCUGCGCGCUCCGCCUCGCCGCUCGCCGCGCCCCCGCCCUCGUCGUCCGCGCGGCGGCCUCCUCAGAGGGUGACGUGGAGCUCCAAGCCAAGGUGACGAACAAAUGCUUCUUCGACGUCGAGAUCGGCGGGGAGCUGGUAGGCAAGGUGGUCAUCGGGCUCUUUGGUGAGGUCGUCCCCAAGACCGUCGACAACUUCCGCGCCUUGUGCACUGGUGAUAAAGGGUAUGGGUACAAAGGCUCCUCCUUCCACAGAAUCAUCAAGGACUUCAUGAUUCAGGGUGGGGAUUUCCAGAACAACAAUGGUACUGGUGGGAGGAGUAUUUAUGGUGAAUGCUUUGAUGAUGAAAAUUUUACGUUAAAGCAUGUUGGCCCUGGUGUACUAAGCAUGGCCAACGCUGGUCCUGACACAAAUGGGAGUCAGUUCUUCGUUUGCACUGUGAAGACACCAUGGUUGGACAACCGUCACGUCGUGUUUGGACAUGUCUUGGAGGGGAUGGACGUUGUGAAGGAGCUUGAAUCGCAAGAAACCAGCAGAGCCGAUACUCCCAAGCAGCCGUGUCGAAUCGUGAAUUGUGGCGAGCUUCCCUUGGACGGCUGAAUAAGUUAUUGUCUCAGGGCCCAUGGUAAUCAAGGGUUCAACCCAGCUCAUCAUCCAUUCUUUGUGCGAAUUUAAUCGAGAGAGAGAGAGAGAGAGAGAGAGAGAGAGAGAGAGAGAGACUAGUUGAAUCUCAUUCAGCUAGCUAGUCAACUUUAUAAGUUUAGGAAUCUCAUCAGGCCUUGUUUCACGAGUGUAUUGUUGUUUCAGGCAAAAUAACAGUAUCCAUAUGGGAAACUGAAAUCAGGUUGACGAGUUUAAACCUGAGUUACUCUUGUUUGUGAAUGAAAAUUGGAAGUUUUUUCUUA
Molecule: messenger RNA, 1100 nt
Organism: Brachypodium distachyon (stiff brome)
Lineage: Eukaryota; Viridiplantae; Streptophyta; Magnoliopsida; Poales; Poaceae
Product: peptidyl-prolyl cis-trans isomerase
Exons: 6
Coding region: 76-795 (239 amino acids)
Biological process (GO): protein peptidyl-prolyl isomerization; protein folding
Molecular function (GO): peptidyl-prolyl cis-trans isomerase activity
Source: RefSeq, a predicted model, not a curated record